Messenger RNA from Dibothriocephalus latus, 393 nucleotides. NCBI's taxonomy places the organism in Eukaryota, Metazoa, Platyhelminthes, Cestoda, Diphyllobothriidea, Diphyllobothriidae. The record is from the annotation of a GenBank genome assembly.
AUGCCCCAAAAGGCCAAGAAACCGAAGGAGAAAAAAGGCAAGAAAGACAAAGGAAAACAAAAGGAUAAUGAGAGCCAUGAUAGAACCAUGGCCGUGACGAAGAGAAUCGCAGUCUGUGGUGACGAAGCUACAGUUCAAGAAGUGGUGUCUCAGGCCGGACGAUUGAAAACUGCCACUGGUGGUGCCGAAGUGACUAUUAACGUCGAGAAUGGAAUGAGCGGACCCGAAGAUGUGGCGCCUGGGGGUGACUACGACGGCAUCCUCUGUGCUUACGACAUACGUGACCAGAAAAGCUACACUUUUCUCGAGGAAAAGAAUGCGAUGGCGGAUGGCAUCCUCUCCCUUUUUAUCCGGAAAGACACAAACUUCAUCAGGCAAAACACCGGCAAAUGA